Molecule: messenger RNA, 3874 nt
Organism: Scaptodrosophila lebanonensis
Lineage: Eukaryota; Metazoa; Arthropoda; Insecta; Diptera; Drosophilidae
Gene: lap
Product: phosphatidylinositol-binding clathrin assembly protein LAP
Exons: 15
Coding region: 377-2653 (758 amino acids)
Biological process (GO): synaptic vesicle budding from presynaptic endocytic zone membrane; clathrin-dependent endocytosis; clathrin coat assembly
Cellular component (GO): extrinsic component of presynaptic endocytic zone membrane; clathrin-coated pit; clathrin-coated vesicle
Molecular function (GO): clathrin heavy chain binding; 1-phosphatidylinositol binding; phosphatidylinositol-4,5-bisphosphate binding
Source: RefSeq, a predicted model, not a curated record
CACAGUUGUUAGUCGGUCGCCAUUAUCGAUUUCUUCGUGGCAAAAGAGGAAUAUAAAAAUUGCGAUACAGAAUAACGCACCGGUCACAAAAGCGCAGGAAAACGCGGCGUUAAAUUAAGAGCAAGCUGCAAAAUAUUUAAAAAAUCGGUCGCCUGUGUUGUCUAUAUUAUUUUAGUGUAACAAUCAAUUAUUAUAGCAAAUAGUUCAAUCAAUCAAUACGUCUUCACUUCUGUGUUGUGUUUCUGUGUGUAUGUUUUGUGUGUGCGUAUUGGUCUCUUGUCCGCUCCUGAUAUAAUUAAAUUAAUAAAAGCAUCAAAAUACUCGUUUAAAUAAAAAUUCGCCGAGUGCAGAGUGUUAUAAAAUCAACAGCUUCAACAUGACUAUGGCUGGGCAAACAAUCAAUGACAGGCUGCUGGCUGCCAGACACAGCCUUGCGGGCCAAGGACUGGCCAAGUCUGUGUGCAAGGCCACAACUGAGGAAUGCAUUGGGCCGAAGAAGAAGCAUUUGGAUUAUCUGGUGCAUUGCACAAACGAGCCAAAUGUCUCGAUACCCCAUUUGGCCAAUUUACUUAUUGAACGUUCACAGAACGCCAAUUGGGUGGUCGUCUAUAAGUCUCUGAUAACUACACAUCAUUUGAUGGCAUAUGGCAAUGAGCGCUUCAUGCAAUACCUAGCUUCGAGCAAUUCUACAUUCAAUCUCAGCUCCUUUCUGGACAAAGGAACUGUGCAAGAUGGUGGCAUGAGCGUUCCAGGUGGCAGAAUGGGCUAUGAUAUGUCACCUUUUAUUCGACGCUAUGCCAAGUAUUUGAAUGAGAAAUCGCUCUCGUAUCGUGCCAUGGCAUUUGACUUUUGCAAGGUUAAGCGCGGCAAAGAGGAGGGCUCCUUGCGCAACAUGAACGCUGACAAACUUCUAAAGACCUUACCAGUUUUGCAGGCACAAUUGGAUGCACUUUUGGAGUUUGAUUGCCAAUCGAAUGAUCUGACCAAUGGCGUCAUUAACAUGAGCUUCAUGUUGCUAUUUCGCGAUCUCAUACGCCUAUUUGCGUGCUAUAAUGAUGGCAUUAUUAAUUUGCUGGAAAAGUAUUUCGAUAUGAAUAAAAAACACGCACGCGAUGCUCUAGACUUGUAUAAAAAGUUCUUGGUACGCAUGGAUCGUGUGGGUGAAUUCCUGAAAGUUGCCGAGAACGUGGGUAUUGAUAAAGGAGACAUACCCGAUUUGACUAAGGCGCCCAGCUCCUUGUUGGACGCUUUGGAGCAGCAUUUGGCUACGCUGGAGGGCCGUAAAGUAUCGGCAGCCAAUACACCCACACAGUCGUCGAGCUAUCAGCGAACGAAUGUUAAAUCAGCUGUCACUGCACUCUCUUCUACCAGCUCUGCAUUUGGCACUGCGGCAGCUUCCAGCAAAUUUGAUACCACCAAUGGCAUUGACGAGCAACUGAAGGCACAGGUGCUGGCCGAGGAGGAGGCCGCCAUGAAUCAGUACAAAUCCAAGGUAUCGUCGCCCACUAGUAGCGGAGCUGCUGGCGCUAGCGCUGCACUAACAAAUCCAUUCCUAUCGUCACCACCAGCCGCACAGGCUGGCCAACCGAUAGUUGAUCUGUUUGGUGCCGCGUCGGCACAGCCCGCUGCUGCUGCAGGUGCUCCGGCAGCACAGGCGACAAAAGCUUCCGAUGAUUUGCUGCAGUUGGGCAAUCCGUUUGCCGACAUGUUCGAGGCCAGCGGUGGCGGUGGUGCCGCCGGCGGAGCAACAGGUUUCAAUGGCGCCUCAGUAACUUCCGCUGCUGCAACAAACGCAUUCGUUUCCGAUAGUAAUUUCACAUCCGUUUUUGGUAAUACGGAGCCCACAGCGAUGUCCGUGCCGUUGCCAAAUCCCUUUUUUGAUGCCAUGGAGACGCAAGCGGUUGUACCUUUUGUUGCUGCAAAUCUUAUGGAGCAGACGCAGCAGCAACAACAACAACAGCAGUUAUUCUACGUGCAGCAGCAGCAACAACAACAAGCAACUUCAACGAUAUUACAGCCAACUUCCAUGGCAACGACAAUGGCACAAUUUCCAGCAGGCUUCGAUGCUUUGGGAGAUGUUCUCAAGCCGGCGACAGCAAACGGCAAUCAAAUGAAUGUUGUCACUACAGGUGCAGCGUUUGUCGGCUACAACAAUAGCAACAACAGUUCUGCGUUGACAUUGCAACAGCAACAGCAGCAACAACUCUUGCAACAACAGCAACUUUCACAGCAACAGCAGCAGCAACAACAACAGCCAGCGAGCACUGGAAAGAUAAUAACCGGCGAUUUGGAUAGUUCACUAAUGUCACUAGUUGAUAAUUUAAAUAUAAAUAAAACGGCAAGUGCAAAACCCGUGCAAUGGAAUUCACCUAAAAAUACAGCGAAACCAGGUGCUAAUUGGACACCACAACCAAUGGCGGCUACAACUGGUGCUGGCUAUCGUCCAAUGGGCAUGCCGGUGAUGGGGCAGCCAACUAUGCUGGCACAGGCAGCCCCUUUGACUGGAGUGCAACCGACGAUGAUGGCGGCGCACAGUAAUGCGACAACGACGGCGGCGGGAGCGGCGGCGGGGGCGAGCAUUAUGCAACCCACACAGGCAACGCAAAAUGGUCGCAAUAAAAACGUGCCGCUCGAUCCAUUUGGUGCGUUAUAAGGCAACAACAACAAACCAAUCAACCAACCAACCAACCAACCAACAGCAACAACUCACACAUACCUAAACACUAAGCGCUAUAACCUCAUAAAAAGCAAAACAACAAGCAUACCAUACAUAUACAUAAUACAUAUAUUAUGAACAUAAAUAUAUAUACAUAUAUAUAUUUGCAUAUAUUUAAAGAAAAACACAACCAAGAAAUUAAAAAUUGCAUUCAAGCAAAUGAUGUUUUCACACCACACAAAAUUAUAGAAAUGGAAAGCUUAAAGGUUUAGAGCAACAGAAUGAAACUCUAUAAAAUGUUGAACAUUGAGCAUACACGAAAAAUGAUGCUUAAUGCAUAUAUAUUUAUAUUAUAACUAUAUUAAAAGUAAACAAAAACAAAUGAGUUUAACUAUUUAUAUGUAUACACACUAUGAAACCCAAUUGAUAUAUGUACUAUAUGCUGGGAAAAGAAAAGGGAAAACAUGAGAAAAAAGUAAAACUAAAAUCAAAUACUAUAUACAGCUCCUCCCACAAAUAGCUAAAGUAAACCGAUUAGUAGUAGCCUAUAUGUGAAAUAUAAAUUGUAAGCAAAUCCCGUAGUUGUGUCCCACGCCAAUCAUUAAAGAGGCAACGCCUAAACAAACAGCCGUCUGUACACUGUACAAAAACACAGUCACAGUCCCUGAUGUUCAGUUUACUUGGCCAUAAGCACUACGAGUAUAUAGCCAAUUGCUUAUCAAGUUUGCAAAAAUUAUAUCCGUCUUGUAAAAGAUUAUGCUUGCGUGUGUAUUGCAUAACAUCCGAGUUUAAUUUAGACAUUUAUACAAGUUUACAUAAUUGUUUUUAUCGUUCUUUUGUAGAUUUUGUUGUUGUUUUUUUCUUCCAAAUUUUUUAGAAGCAUUCCAAAAAGGUAGAAAGAAGAUGAAGAAGCAAAACUGACUAGUUUCAAUCAAUUGUCCAAAUUGGAUUUAAUAUACAAUACAUAUUUAAGUAUUAUUUAAAAUUGAUCAAUCGAUUUACAAACUAUGCUUACAAUUUUGUGAAACAUUUGUGUAUAAUAAUAUUAUAUUAGUACUUUGUAUUAGCCAUUUAUUUAAUAGCUGUUGGCAUUAAUGAAAGCAGAAAAGAAUUACUUCUUUUUGGAUUGUGUAAAUAUAUGCAUGGCAAUAAAAAAACAGAAAAUCACAAAAAACCCUCUGAUUUAUGGUUAAAUAAAUUUAUAUAUGUACAAUUUAA